Corticium candelabrum is the source of this 3449-nucleotide messenger RNA. RefSeq lists its product as uncharacterized. The transcript has a single exon. The record is from RefSeq and is a predicted model, not a curated record. Bases 408 to 1082 code for a protein of 224 amino acids. NCBI's taxonomy places the organism in Eukaryota, Metazoa, Porifera, Homoscleromorpha, Homosclerophorida, Plakinidae.
UCAUGUAAUAUUUGAAAACUUGCAGUAGCGUUAAGUGAAUCAUUUGUGAAGAGACAAACAAUCUAACAGUUGGACAGAAAGAUUUGCAGGUACACAGGUGGCUCAAUAGACAAGCAGACUGACAGACAGACACAUAGACAGACAGAUAGACAGACCGUUUUCAGUCACUGAGUUGGCUCCGGGUAGUUUGCAUUGUUCUCUUUUAAGUGUUAGAUGUUAAACAAUUUGUUUUAAAAUGUAGCCGUAGUGAACUCUCGUAGUUGUGGAACUUUGCAUAGUUACCUUGCUAGCAUUGUAUUAUAGAUGUAUGUUUGAAAUAAAUGUUAUUUGACAGACAGACAGACAGACAGACAGACAGAUUCCCCGUAUGGUCAUGAGCAACAACUUACUCGCCAGAGGAGGAAAGAAUGGCGUACGGAGUAAAAUCUCUAGAUUGGCAAUGGGACGAGCUUCUCCAAGUCGAUAGGCCAAGUCAAAUGGCAGAGAUUAAACGUCGAGACACACGCAUAUCUGCAGCUCUAAAGCUUGUCAGGUGUGGAGAGUCAUCUCGUGCUGCACGUGUUCUUACCAGCACAGAAUUAUCUCCUCCUACGCAAGAGACUGCACGGAAACUGAGGUCAAAACAUCCUUCUGCUACAACCAAACCUAAUCUGGACUUACCUAAUACAUCUCAUCUAAUAGUAUUGUCAAAACAGCUGCUGUUUAAGGUUAUUCGGGAGUCCCCUCACGGAUCUGGUGCUGGACCCUCAGGAUGGCGGUUUGAGCAUUUCAAAGUCUUGAUUGAAAACGAAACUAUAGCAGAUGUUCUAUUUGCAUGCUCUGUCAUUGCUGGGGGAUCUCUUCCUCAUCCCAUGUCUGAGUUUCUGGCAUCAGCUAGGCUAAUCGCAUUGUCCAAACAGAACAGAGAUAUUCGGCCAAUAGCCAUUGGAGAGUGUCUCAGACGCAUUUCAGCUGGAGCCAUCUGUUUGCAGAAAAGCAAAGGUUUUCACAGCUAUUUCUGGCCUAUUCAGCAUAAGGUAUCAAUGAAAUGUGGCUCAGAGAUGCUUUUUCAUUGUUGUGCUAUCUCUAGACUCUUACCCUGAUUGGGCAAUUUUGAAAUGGAUGCCAAGAACGCAUUCAACUCCAUUGAUAGACCUCACCUUUUGCAAGAAGUGUCAUCUACAUUUCCUGACAUUUACUCUCAUGUUAAACAAAUGUAUGGUCAAGCUGGUCGUCUAGUGUUUACAACUGCCAAUUCUCAUUUCCUCAGAAGUUGGUGUUCAUCAGGGUGAUCCUCUGGGGCCCACGCUUUUUUCUUUGGCAAUUUCAUCUUUUUUUUAGCAAACUGCAGUCUUCAGAUUCAAAUGUCACUGUACUUGCCUAUCUUGACGACGUCUUCUUACUGGGUCCACCUAGAAAGUUAAUAAUCUCUUCCUUCAACAGCUUGAAGCAGUCUUUCACUGGAAUUGGCCUAAGCCUAACAAUAGCAAGCAACAAAUGCAAAUUUUGCUGAAAAGAUAACUGUUACAUCGUCACAAAUCCCAGAGUUGUUAGGCAUUCCUAUCAAGUCAAAUUGUACGGGAUACCAAUUGGUCAGCUCAAUUUUCAGCUUUCAUCCUGCAGCGACUUUGCUCAGACGGGAUCUUCCUUGUACAAUCAGCUGGAAGAGCUUGAGGAUGUUCAGUGCGCCACCCUGUUCCUCGGGUUGUCAUGUACUUAGGCUUAAUCAUUUGGAUCAGAUGAUUGCUCCAGAUAUUCUCAAAUCUGCAGCUACUGCACAUGACCCUCAGACAAGAUGCUGUUUCUCUCACCUGUUAGGAUUUGACUCUAUCUGAUGCGACGUGGAGGCAAGCAUGUCUUCCAAUCAGGCUUGGCAGCUUUGGCAUGAUUUCUACUGCUUGUUCCUCAGUGCUUUUAUUGUCUCUUUGUCUCACUCGGUGCUGGAGUUACUGAGACGCUUCCCUCAUUUAUACGGCGUUUGCCAGACUCUGAUCACUCAUUGUUUUGUCUCUCUUGGUGAUACUCUUACAAAGGCCCUUCCUCCUGGCAAAAGCUUCUCAGAUUUUCUAUGUGGCAGAAACAAAAUUAACAGUAUCUCAACCACAGGCAAGCAGCAAUUGAGCUAGACACUAUGAUAGAAGAGGCCUCUACUGCUCAUGACUCAGCUAGACUUUGAUCUUUGCAGGGAAAGGGAGUCGGUGCUUGGAUCAUUGCAAUCCCCACCUUCUCCGAGUCUCGCACUUAACUUCGGUGAGUACCGCUUGGCGAGCUCCUUGAAGUUUGGUCUUCCCAUUUUCCCUGAUUGGGCGGAGAAUUGCAAUUACGGAUCGACCAUCGAUGACAGCGGGUACCAUGUAAUAACUUGCAAGCUGGGCGGAGGCCCCGUUUAGUCUCAUGAAUCAAUUGCGUCUUUAUGGUCAGAUUUUCUGAGAAGUCUACACAUACACCACUGUAGAGAGCCACGCCAUCGUUAUGCAAACAUCAAGGAUAGGCCGGAUAUUGUUGAUUUUGACACAGUACGGAUCUAUCAUUGACUUAGAUAUAUCUCUCGCCCAUCCCUGGAGCUCUGAAACCUUUCCCAACUCCACAUACACCGAUGUGGCAGCGGCUCUGAGGCGUGAAGAAAAAAUGGAAGAAGUGCAAUUCGGAGAAGAGACCAGGCAGUGCCUCUGUGAGACUGAUCCCCCUUGUCUUCGCGAGUUCUUUGGAAGAUGGGGAGUAAAAGGGUUUCAAUAUCUGCAACAUCUAUCUCGCAGUUCAUUCAAAGAGGAGGGCAAACCAAAUGCACCACAAUUCUUGGAUUAUUGGAUGAAGAGAUUUGCCGUCCAACUCUGAAGAUGUAAUAGCAAGACCCUUACAAAGAAGUACUAAUCUCUCCUCAACGAAUACAGCUGCAGGAAGACUUCAGUUCUCAGUGGACAGUCAGAAACAUUUAGAGACCGGGACCAUAGGUCACUUUUGUCUAGUCAUAAUGUGUAUGUGUAUUUAGUGUGUAUAUAGUGUGUAUUGUAAUUUUAACCAGUUUUCAUGUAUGUACUAGAUGUAAUGGACACGUAGAUUAGCUAUUGCUCUGGUGCAAUAGUUCAUUUAUGGAAAAUAUAUGUAUUGACGGACAGACAGACAGACAGACAGACAGACAGACAAAUGGAAAGAUCUGCUUCAACCUAGAGCUAGGGUAUCGUCUUCUAAAGAUCAUUCUUCACCUUUACAAGGUGUAAGAGUUAACCAAGCUAGGAAGGCAGCCUUGCCGCUUAUUCGUUGUUUUGAGCUAGUACGAGCUGCAAGGGUCUUGACAAGCUCAGGUCUUGCGUGCACUUGACCUGACACCAUCAAUAAACUCAAAGCCAAACAUCCCAGUCGAUUGAAAAUUCUUGAUGUUGGUUUCAGUGCUCUGGUCUCAAGCAUCUACCUGUCCAGUUGUUCAACACUGUUGGAAGUCUACCAAAUGGAUCGAGUGCAGGACCAAUUGG